This is a messenger RNA of Magallana angulata, 1883 nucleotides long. RefSeq names its product cobalamin binding intrinsic factor-like. The transcript has 12 exons. Lineage: Eukaryota; Metazoa; Mollusca; Bivalvia; Ostreida; Ostreidae. Gene Ontology annotation, biological process: cobalamin transport. The record is from RefSeq and is a predicted model, not a curated record. Bases 140 to 1465 code for a protein of 441 amino acids. Gene Ontology annotation, molecular function: cobalamin binding.
GUAACGCUCUAGUGAUUUUGCAACCAAUUUUAGCACUCUGGGUAGAUCGACUUGCUUGCAGCAGGUUCACGGGUAGCUCGAGAACUAGGGUGUGGCGUGUAGGUACAGCAAUACAUACAGAAAUAUACAAUAAACCAAGAUGGCAAGAGACAAAGAAGCUUUAUUCAACGAGAAACCUGGACGUCGCCGUAAUAUGGAGAAGUUUUGCCUGGCUCUUAUAAUUUUGGCAGCGAUAGGUUUAAUCAUUGGUCUCAUUGCAUAUCUAGCAUCAAAUUCUCCACGUAAUACAAGCAAUUACGUCAUGGUAGAGCCAAACUACCCAUCAAGUUCUAGCUAUGCCAUUAAUAAUGGGGAAAAGUGGGUCAAAGACUACCAGAUAACUUCAAUGGGAAUGAUGAACAAUGAGAAUGCUGAUGCAUUUUUGGCCCUCAGACUGGGGCUGAUGUCAAAAUACAGGCCAGGAGGUUGUGAUUUCAACGUCCUCUCCAGAGGUGUGGAGUAUGAUCUACUCUCUACAUUGAUGAGGAAUAGGAACCUUGAUGGUAUUCCUUGGGUCCGAUCCAUGCUGGCCAAGUAUAUCAUUGCAUUAGAAGCAGCCUGUGUGGACCCAACACGCUUCUAUGGAAAUGACCUGCUGGGACUUUUAGACACUAAUUUCCGAAAUUUUACAACUUAUUAUAAAGCCAAUCCAAAUGACUUUGCUACACUGUUGUUGGCCAAAUGCGUAUCUGGAGUUGAGCUUACACCUGAGCAAAACACGGUCAUUAUGCAGAAUAUCAGUUCCUUCAGAUCAGUGGAGGAUGCCAGCCUGGCCCUUCUUGCAUUAUCUUGCAUUAAUUCUUCAACUCACUACUCCACAAUAAUGAAGGCAGAGACCUACCUGAUGUCUCAUUUUGUCAAUGACAGCUUUCGAGACACAUACCAAACUGGGCUUGCUAUUCAGGCAUUGACCAGAUCAAACACGACAGAAGCUGCAGAUGCCAUCGAAAAAGCCCAGCUGUUUUUGGCAAAGGAGAUCCAAAUCAAAAGAAUGGGGAGGUUUUUGACUGUUGGAGAAGCAUCCAAUGUCCUACCUGCCCUUGCUGGGAUGUCUUGGGCUGAUGUCAAGGGGAAAUGUCCAACAAAGAGAAUUGUCCCCACUGAUCCUAAUGCUGGAAAUAUUCAAGUAAAUAUUGAGGUUGGUGAAUCAGGCCAAAUAUUCAAUGGCUCUGCUACUAUCAAGAAAGGCAAGACUCUCCUCGAUGUUCUCCAGACACUCCAAAAAAACUCGACUUUCACGUUCAUGUCUGUUAAGACUGCAUACGGCUACAUUCUUACCAGCGUGAUGGGUCAAACAAUGGACUUGAAGUCUGGACAGAAUUGGAAUGUAAUUUUAAAAGGGAUUCCAUUAAACCCUCAAAGCAUGUAUUUGGACAGAAUCAUUCCCGAAGAUGCACAUUCGUACACUUUAAGACUGCACGUCUAAGAUUGACGGGUCAUUUCAGUUUUAAAGAGGUUGCCAUAAUAGACCCCAAAAACUUUCAAACCAUAUAGAUCACCUCCGUUUACAAGAAAUUUUAUCAUUUUACAUAUCUAUACAAGUUUGCAUCUACUAGAACUACAGGAUUGUUCUUUCAUAAGUGCCAUUUUAAUAUAAAUAGAUUUUUUCGUGUAUCACUUUUUUAUUCAUUUUAAUGUAACACAAAAAAAUGUCUUUUAUCAAGUUCAAUAUUUUAUAUUCUUGUCAAACAUAUACCCGGUAAUUAUUUUUCAAAACCUUGAUUAUGAUUGCAACUUAUUCUUAUAUUAUUAGCAAAUUCUUAUUGGCUGUACUUUUAUUUGUACAUAUAUAAUUAGAAUACUGUGGAAAAUUUUAUAUGCUGUUUUUAAAAUAUGCUAAUGAG